AUCGCGCACAGGUAGUCGCCGCGCGUGCGUUCAUAUGCUGCUUCAGAGCGCAGGCGCGGAGGAGGCGCUGCCCACACUGCCAGAGCGCUGCCAGUUCCUCGCGGAGUCUCCUGCGCCGCUGUUCUUGCGGCUGCCGAAGCUUCCUUCUCCUACUCCUCCUCCUGACAGACAGCCUGCCUGCCUGCUUGCCCGCCCGCCUUCCUACACAGCCCAGCGGACUGGAGCGCGCGAGCUCGGGAGAUGGUGCCUCCAGCCUCUCCCAUUUCAGCCCAGUUCCAGCAGCAUGCGAGCCCGGGGAGGACAUGACAGCGCGCGCCCCCGGCAAAGCAUCCCUCGAGCUGCCCGUCGCCGGCAGUCCCGUACCGGGAGUUUACCGCUCGCUCUUUCUGGUGCUCGUGUGUGCUCUGUGCUACAGCAACUCUCUUCGAGGGGAGUUCGUUCACGACGAUGUGUGGGCGAUUCUCAACAACCCCGACGUGAGACCCGGCUCCAGCCUGGCCAACAUCUUCCUCAACGACUUCUGGGGCAAGCGAAUGGCCGAUAAUAGCAGCCACAAGUCCUACCGGCCACUCUGCAUCCUCACCUUCAAGUUGAACAUUCUCGUUUGCGGCAUGACACCAAUGUCCUUCCAUGCAGUGAAUCUAUUAUUGCACUGUGCAGUGACUGUCUUAUUGAUGUACAUAUGUGAAAAGACAGUGUUUGAUGACAACAUUUUGGCUUUCCUCACAGCCCUGUUGUUUGCAGUCCACCCAAUCCAUACUGAAGCUGUAUCAGGAAUUGUUGGUAGAGCAGAUGUUCUGGCUUGUCUGUUAUUUCUCAUGACUUUUCUAUGCUACAUACGGAGUGUGGACCGCAGCUGUUUUGGGGAGAAUUUUCCUGCUACGACAUCCUCAUGUUCUCUACUUCUGAGCUUGUUCCUGGGAACUUGUGCAAUGCUGGUUAAAGAAACUGGUGUCACGGUCUUUGGAGUAUGUGUGACUUAUGACCUGUUGAUUCUAUGCCAGAAGCAACUCAAAUUUGCCUCUCUCUUUUUACACAGGUAUUUAUCAUCCUCCAAGGUUAAAAAUACCCUGAGAUUGUUUGGACCAUUUAUCAAAAGAGCUUUUGCAGUUAUUGGAUAUGUGAUUGUAAUCAUGUUUUUUCGCCUCUGGAUCAUGGGCGGAUCAAUGCCAUUGUUUUCUGAACAAGACAAUCCAGCUUCAUUCUCACCACACCUUCUAACAAGAUUCCUGACAUAUUCUUAUCUUCUGGCCUUUAACGCCUGGCUCCUGCUGGCACCUGUGGUACUGUGUUAUGACUGGCAGGUGGGGAGCAUUCCUCUUGUGGAGACAAUGUGGGACAGUCGAAUUUUGGCUAUCAUUCUUUUUGGAGUUGUGAUAAUUUCUUUGUGCAUCCAUAGCCUUUUAACACUGCAGAAAUUGGGGACCCGGGAAGUUUUAGUUGGAUUGUUGUUCCUGGUUUUUCCAUUUAUUCCUGCAAGCAACCUCUUCUUCAGAGUGGGGUUUGUCGUCGCAGAAAGAGUCCUCUAUAUGCCAAGCAUGGGAUACUGCAUUCUGGUUGUUCAUGGCCUAAACAAGUUGUGGUCUUUAGUGGGCAAGUGGGGAGCUGCUGCCCUAACAAUUUCAAUGCUACUGCUUCUGUUGCUGUUUUCUUGGAAGACUGUGUGGCAGAAUGAAAUCUGGCUUUCCAGGGAGUCUCUUUUCAGAUCUGGAAUUCAGACUCUACCACACAAUGCAAAGGUACACUAUAAUUAUGCCAACUUCCUCAAAGACCAAGGACGCUAUCCAGAAGCAGUCCACCACUAUGAAACUGCCCUCAAGCUCUACCCCCGGCACGCCAGUGCCCUAAAUAACCUAGGGACCCUAACCAAAGAUCCAGUGGAGGCAGAGCAAUACUACCGUCAAGCUCUUCACAUCAACCUGCAGCACAAUCGGGCCCUGUUCAACCUUGGCAAUCUGUUGAAAUCGAAGGGGAAGGAGGAAGAGGCUGAACAACUAUUAAGGAGCUCUAUACAGCAUGGCCCCCAUUUUGCAGAUGCAUAUUCUAGUCUAGCGUCACUCCUUGCUGAACAGGGACACUUUGAAGAAGCAAAUCUGGUAUAUCUGCAGGGAAUUAAAAGCUGUCCUGAAAACUCAGAUCUCCACAAUAAUUAUGGAGUGUUUCUGGUAGAUAUAGGAGAUGGGGAUCAAGCUGCAAAACAUUAUCAGCAAGCCAUUAGGCUUAAACCCAGCCAUUAUGUUGCCAUGGUGAACCUGGGAAGGCUUCUCCGGUCGUCUGAUCAGAAUAAAGACGCAGAAGCGUGGUAUAAGAGAGCUUUACAGAUCACACGGAAGGUAGAAAUACUGACACCAUUAGGCGCUUUGUAUUACAACACUGGCCAAUACAAGGAAGCUCUACAGGUGUAUCGGGAGGCUGUGGCCCUUCAGCCUGACAAUAGUGAAAUAGGCCUUGCUCUGGCCCAGGUUUUAGCAAUGUCUGGCAAAACAAAGGAAGCAGAAAAGAUGACCCAGGACAUCAUCUCGAAAAACAAGGAUUGUAUUGAAUGUUAUCGUCUCUUAUCUGCAGUUUACAACAAAAGAGAGAGCCACAGCGAGGCAUUGGAAGCCCUGGAAAAAGCUAUACUGGUGAACCACAAAGACACCAAAGUCAAGGCUGAGUUGUACUUUUCAAAAGGAAACCAGCUGAGGGAAAUGAACCUUCUUGACUUGGCUUUUGAGAGCUACAAACUGGCAGUGGAACUGAAUCCUGAUCAGUCUCAAGCCUGGAUGAAUAUGGGAGGGAUUCAACACAUCAAGGGCGACUAUGAUUCUGCUCGGACUUACUAUGAGAAGGCUUUACAGCUGACUCCAGGCAGCAAGCUACUUAAGGAAAACCUGGCCAAACUUGAUCGCAUACAAAGACGCAUUCAAAGAAACAAAGUUGAGAAACAUCCACUGGCUUGACCAAAUCAGUCCUCAACAAAGAAGGAAAAACGUGCAGGAAUGCAGACUGUAGGAAGUUCACACAUUCUGAAGAGAUGGUUAGAUCAACCAAAGUCUGUGAAUGAAAUGUUAACAAGGUGUAUCUUAAAAAAAAAACCUAUGGCUUCAGUUCAAGAUCACCAAUAAGGACAUGAAAUGUGUCAGACAAACAGUCCUGAUUAUAUCAGCAGAAAGAAAAUCAAUGGCAAGUGCUGAUAAGCUUAUUUGGAUAAAUUCAUUGCUGUCUCAUCCCGUGUGACUUCUGACUGGGGGUGCUGUCACCCCUCACUGAGGACAUGUCAUUAACGCAUGCCAGUUCACAGAGUAUAGCAUUACUGUCCUGACAGAAGGUAUACGUUGGUUCCAAUAAGAGUCUCCAAAAGGGGGUAAACUUGUUGAUCAUUUGUGGAUUUUGUAAAUUUCCAGCCCAAGUGUAUUUGGGAGUGUGAAAUGGCACUGUCGUUAUACUGUGAUUUCGAGUUUGUGUGGGACUUCACUUUAUUAGUACAGCACAUUUAUUUUUGGUUAUUUAUUGAUAUCAUUUUGCUUAGAAACUGUUUUUAAUUAUUCUCCUUGCAUUAGAGCUUUUAGAUACACUUAGACAAUUUGUUUAGAAAGCACGUUAUUAGCAGAUCUGUAUCCGAAUACAAAGGCACAAGCUAUCUGUCGAGUACCUUCUGCGGUGAGGCACGGCAAAUCCUCGCUUCCCUCACCUCUCUGUGCCUUGUUCCUUCCAAAGCUACCUGCAUUACGGAGCCUAAUGGCUUCAGCAUAACCACGGGAAGCAGGCCUCAAAAUGCACAGUGAACGUGCUGAUGACACCGUCAUGUUUCAGCGGAGAAGGGUUUGUUAUGUUUGUGUUGCAGCAUUCCAGCACUUCCUACUCCAUGAAGAGUUUAGAUUUUUUUUUGUCAAAAUUGAUUUGUAAAUAUUGUAUUUAUUUUUACACUGAUAAAUCUAUAUUUUUAUUUGAAAUCUUAUAUUAGCAUGCAGAGAUUAUGUAAAAUAAUCAUGCACUAAAUCAUGGUAUCUCUGUUUACCUAUUUAUGUUAAUUUAUAAAAUUAAAUUUGAUAUUGUUUUUAUAAAUUGUUUAUUAAUUAUACAGUAUGUAACAUAGUGGACAGCAGUAUGUCCAAAACUGCAAAGCAAAAUACUGAUAACUCCUAACCUCAGAAGCAGCGAUGCAGAACAAAGUUAAUUUUUGUGACGAGUUCUUAACCCCUUUUGCAUCCUUCUGGCACCCACAUUGCCAAGCUGCCCAAGUGCAUCUUGGGUUAUGUAGUGCAGAAUUGAAAUUGAAACAAUAACGAAGGAAAAGAAAUGGUAGCGGACUCCCUGUAUGGUCCAGUCCUCUGGCAGUUUCAUUUUGCUUUUGUCUGCAGGUUGAUAUGGAUGUGGAAAGCUCUGCAUGGUUUUGUUCUUGACAUAUUCAGCUAGAAAGGACGUUUAGUGCAGAUGGUGCCUAGGAAAGUGUUGCCCGACCACCUGUAAAGAGGGAAGGUUUAGAAGGGAAUAGGCAAAGGAAAUACUAGAGAUAGAAAAAAAACAAGUCAUAAAAGUAUGUAUAAGAAGUUCUUUUUUAUAAUAUUUUGGAGGGACAAUGUAUCCCCUUUUUACACAACUCCAUUUACUUUCCAUACACAGCCAUCCCUGAUAAAUGGAUUAGUGUGUUGAGAAUGCAGUUUGAUUUGUUAUCAUUUAUUGUGCAUUAAUUAUCUUUGCAUUGCCUUUAGUAGCGAUGUUUGGCUACAUCAUAUCACCCCAGUGGAAAGUGAUCACUACUGGUAUGGCGGCAUUUCAUCACAAGCACAAGACAGUGCCAGGCCCUUUUGUUAGACAGAUGCCGAGACAGAGUCCUUCACCACAGAUUUGAUAUUCCAUGGAGAAAGCUUUGCCUGUCCUCUUUUUGUAAGACCUCAUUAGAUGUGUACAUGAAACUGAUUGUUCGUGACAGCUGCUCUGUUCCAAGGCAGACAGCAAAGCCUGGCCUCUCUUGGUAAAAGACAACACUAAUAGAUAGAGAGACUCUAAAAUAUCCAUCUGAUUAAAAACAAAAUUCUGACAUUGCAUUGUAUUAUACAUGGAUUUUCUUACUGGAGUUUUAGGACAGGCAUUAAAAGGUGUGUUUUAGUGACUUAAACCUAUGUGACUUUUUACUUCCACUACAGUUGAUUGCGGCUAUCCAUAAAUAAAUAAAAGCUAGACAUUAGUGUCAAAAAAUGUAUCUUACAUGGCUUUAUUGUAUGAUCCACUGUCCUCUGAAUCAUGUCUAGGAUCAAACGCCAGAGCUCCAUGACCCUGUAUGGAAAUUUAAGGGUUCACACACUGAAUGACUGAGUAAAUAAUUCAACUCGAGCUGAAUAAGACCAGUCGUACUAUAGACCCUCAACCCAGAGCUGGAUUAAGAGGGCUUGAGAAGCAUUAUGUGAUGAGGAGUACGGUGGACACUGUAGAGCUAAUUAUACUGGAGUUUUUCAUAAGGUUUGUUUUCGCCCCACAAGGUGUCAGGCAUUGAGAGUGUUGCUGAACCAAUGGCACUGUAACAGGGAUAAGGCUAGAUCAGGUAAGCCAGUUUGUUUUUUUUCCAUUAAAUAAAAUGGAGUUAUGUAUUUCAAUGCAUCGUUGUUGAUCAUGAUGCCAAAGAGUAGACAGCUGGACAGAGAGUAGUGCUGCUGCCUCGCAGUAAAGAGAUCAUGGGUUCAUGUUGUGGGUCCUCCCUGUGCAGAGAGCACUUUGAGUAGUGAGAAAAGCGCUAUAUAAAUUUAAAUAAUUAUUUAUUAUUAAAUUCAGUCAUCCUGUCUUCCUCACCUUCCGAUUUGUUGGCAUAGAACACUAGGCUUUUGCCUUCCUCAGACUUCAGAUUCAACCAUCUGUUGUAAAUGCCCAUUUAAACGAUGAACUUAAUGUGGAAAUACCUUUGGAGGAAUUUCACCACUGGAGGAAAUCACCUCUCAUUGUUUCAUCAUGAGACAAAUGGACGCACUCUUUCAAUUACACUUUCCCCUGCACUUUGGCUAAAAAUUACAUUCUGAAGCAAGGAAAUCAAAGGAAAACCAAGGAAUCAGUGAAGCUGAAAAUAGCUUUGUUUCAGUAGCAUUUAAAAAUUAAACAAGUCCACCAGUGAGGCACCCAGGAAUACCACCUUUUACAGAACAAGUAAGGGAACUGUGGAGAUUCCAUGUGUCACGGACAUUCAGAAAUGAACUGUCACCCAACAUUCAGGGCCAGACUUUUAAAAGACUGAUACAGUGGGCAUCAAAAAGGCCAGAGGCGGAUGGCAUGUUCUAUCCAUUUAAAGUACAUCAGAUUUGAGCAAGCUUUAUUCUAUACAUAACCCUCACAGAGACCACCAUCCCAAAGAAUUGUAUUAUUGGGAUUACACAGAAAUUUAAAAACUGUCACCCUAGGUUCAGUGAUAGGGAAUGAAUUGGCCAUUUAUAUUCAGUGGUCAAAGCAAAUAGGCCACACUGGCGGGACUAAGCAUCACUGCAAAAAUAAUUAAAACCUGCAACAAACAUAUUGAAAAGGGCACUUUGAGGACAUUCCCUUCUUCAGGUGGCCUUGCAGCACCUGGCACAGCCCCGGAGGAACUCUUAACUGGUGCGGAGAAUAAAGAAGGGCGGCCAGGUCACUGCAAAGACAGGAUGAAGACACAUUACAAAUACAGAGGUACUGUAGCCAGUUGUGGGUUACACUGGUUUUCUUCAGUAAAAAUGUCAACUUUUGUUUGUAAAUGGGAAAUUAUAGUCAUAAAAUUAGAACAGCUGGCAGACUGGACAGAAAUAGGAAGCAUGUAUUCUGAUUAUCACUUUUUUGUGACGAUGCUCGGUUCAGUCAAGGCGACGGUUUACUUCCUUAAAGUGACCUCCUCUUUCUCUUUGUGUUCCCUUCAAUGGGAUCAUAAAAGUGGCUCUAACAUUGCUUACUGUAAUUCUAAAAAACAAACAGUGCAUUUCCAGGUCAUUUUGGUGAAAUAGCUCUUCAGCACCAAGGAUGGUGUAUUGUACCAAUGCUAAGUAAUCAGAUUUUUAGUGCUACCAAGAAGACGUGCUUACAAGUGAACCUGCAUUGCUUCCUUUAUUUUCCAAAGCUGUUUAUUUGAUUGAAAAAUGGCUGCUCUCCCAGAAACUGUUUGUGCAAAGCAGGAUCCAACACUAGAUGGGCUUUCAGACUGUUGCAGGGCCAACAAGAAGUACUCUCCAACCUUCACUUCUGGACACUCUUAUCUAACCAUAUCACGCCAUAUCCUUAAUUCAUAUCACAAAUGUGUUUAAGUCCGUUCAGAUCCUCCAAAUUUAUUAACAUUGAGACAAGAUAAAUAAUCAUUAAGCAUAUGCUACCCUGAGUUCACUCUGGUAUUUUUAUUAUUCCAAAUGAGUAAGCUCAGAUAUUUAAGAUUUUUUGCUCAAAAACACAAAAUCUGCAGUUGUUGUACUUUUGUACAGUUGUUGUACAAACUUUUACUUGAAAUAAUAAUUCAUUUUAUUUAUAAGGCACUUUACAUUAGUAGUAAAUCUCAAAGUGCUACAUAAAAUAUUUAACAAAGACAAAACAAAAUAAAAACAGAGAUAAAACAAUAAAUACGUAGUGGCAUAGUGGUACUAGAGAGGAAAUCACAUUUAAAAUUCAGGUUGCAAGUUAACUAGCAGAAAUGUCUGUCACAGUGUCUUCAAAGGAAAAUGAAUCAUUUCAGUGACAAAUGGUCUGAAAAGAAUGUCUUUAUAAAGAUGUCAUGCCAAAUUGUUCAGCUGACCCAUGUGGCCUGCACUAGAACAGUUGCCAUCAUGUAGCAGUCCAAAGGGAGGUUUCACUGUCUUCACACACAUGAACGUUCAAGGACAGACAACACAGACAUGAUUUGAUGGAGUAUCAAUCCAUAACAGUGAACACUCACCCAAAAUGGACCAAUUUACGGUUGCCUAUCGACGUAACAUGCUCUGUUUUGGAAUGUCGUAUGACAGAUCCAAAGGAGUUAGAGAAAGUGCAGUGAACACACGCAGAAUGGACAGUGGCCUCCGUUCACAGCCACCACUACUGGCCCCAGUGCCUCAGAUUUCUUCAGCACUUACUUCCUUCUUGCUGCCAUACCUAACCAACCUGUCUCAACCCCAGGCAGUCCAUGGUUUGUUAACUAAUUGUAGGCCUCUUCAGAAGGUCCACAGUUGUUGGUCUAUUCCAAGUGUACCAAUUUUAAAAGUCAUAAUUCCAGAAACAGCCACUACUGGGUAUUGAAGUUCAUAAUCUCUUAAUAGAUGUUCACAAAACACUGACCUCUGAUACAAUCAGCCGUGUACUGAAAGUGUUGUGGAGGUUGACCAGGGUGCCGCUGCAAAGGAUGCGACACCUGCUUGUGAUAGCCAGCAGUUUAGACAACAUCAUGUCUCUGGUACGUUGCUAAGCAAUCAAAAUCUGUUCUGCCAAUGCCAUGGGACCUGAGCUGCCUUAGGAAACUCAGUGGGCUCAGGUUGUAGGUUUUAUGAGAGACUGUCAGAAACUACAGGGCCUAUCAAUCCAGCUCCCUACCCUGGAUAUUUUAUCCCCACAUUUACCACGAGAUUCAUUUGGAACCACAGCCCUCAGUAUGACAGCCGGGCAGAACAUGAGACAAAAAAAGAGCCUGAAGCCUCAUGUGGGAUAAACAGAAUCAGCUGAACUACUAGGAAUUGGGCACAAGCAGAUGCAACUUAUUUUGUGUGUUUGAGUUGAGUGGAAGGACUUAGACACUUUUUAAUUCUCUAUUACUUUUUUUAAGAGACAAAAACACACAGUAACAAGCUUUCAAUUUUAAUGAUGGAGAACACAAAAAUUUCCAAGAGUGUGAAGAUUAUUUCAAAGCAGACAAUACGGUGGCAUGUAUAAAUGAAAACGAAAUCAUUGAUUUUCUGUUUUUUCUUUUAUUCUAGCAGGCCUAGCCUUGUCUAAUUGAGACAGUGAUCUGAAUUGUAGUCACCCACAAAGUCAAUGAUGGAGAGCUGUCAGUUUAAUGGCAACAUGCUGCAUGGCAAGGGUUACAACCGCAGUAAACGACUACCCAGGUACUCCUACAAGUAAUGGAGCUUCUCUCCCCUUGUCUCUAAAUGGUGCCUGCCAUGAGUAAUGCGUCUGAUUAUGCGGACUAUCUCUAGGCAGUGGCCUCUAAACAGUGUGGGCUUACUUACCCAUAUAUUAUUUUUAUCGAAAUGUGUCACUGUGUUUCUCUAGGUAAUGGAUGGUCAAAACCGUGCGUCACAUAUAAAAUAAUUCACUAUUGAUUAUUACACCCUACCAGCCAAAGAACAGAACAUGCAUCAGCAAAGUACAAUAUGGAGUCAAAGAAAAUGAUUGCAUAGUUUUCACACUUUUACUUUUUGUUAAAAAAUAAAUUUGCUAAUGUGACAAUGUAUAUUUUCCCUGUGUAUAAAUGUAAUUUUAUACUUCUGUAUAUGACCAAUGUUAGUGUUCAACUUGGCACUGACCAGCCUAUUGAGUGUGUCAUUAGCUGGUGAAGGGUUGUGAAAUUGGAGCAGACAUGUUCUUACUAUUAAAAUUUUCCUUGUUGAUAAU
Molecule: messenger RNA, 9504 nt
Organism: Polypterus senegalus (gray bichir)
Lineage: Eukaryota; Metazoa; Chordata; Cladistia; Polypteriformes; Polypteridae
Gene: tmtc1
Product: transmembrane O-mannosyltransferase targeting cadherins 1
Exons: 19
Coding region: 303-2942 (879 amino acids)
Biological process (GO): protein O-linked glycosylation via mannose
Molecular function (GO): mannosyltransferase activity; protein binding
Source: RefSeq, a predicted model, not a curated record